CCUUUGCUCACACUUCAGGAUUGAUUGUCCUCCAGCAUAGUUCGGAUUCAGGGUCUUUCAACUUCUCUACACACUCUAGGAGCAGAGGCUAGAAACCCAUUUUGCUCUUCUUCUAGUUUGUUUCUCUCUCCCCCCUCCCCAAUUACCAUUUUACUAUUUUGAGAUCUUCAUUUGCACUCCUUCUGUCUUUUCUUUAUUUUGGGGGGGGAUUAUGUUUCAGAUGGGCUCUUAUCCAGGCACCUUGCUCCUUGUGUCCUUCUUCCACUUCAGCCAUCCUUGGUCAGUGAAUAAUUUCCUGAUGACUGGUCCCAAGGCAUACCUCAUCUAUUCCAGCAGUGUUGCAGCCGGUGCACAGAGCGGUAUUGAAGAAUGCAAGUUCCAGUUUGCUUGGGAUCGCUGGAACUGUCCAGAGAGAGCUUUGCAGCUCUCCAGCCAUGGAGGCCUCCGCAGUGCAAACCGAGAAACCGCUUUUGUCCAUGCUAUCAGCUCUGCGGGUGUCAUGUACACACUGACCCGCAACUGCAGCCUUGGGGACUUUGACAAUUGUGGCUGUGACGACUCCCGUAAUGGACAGCUUGGUAAGGAGCACCCUCAGCAACUCUCUCUCCAUUCUCCAGGAUGGAGGUACACAGGAGGACAAGGAUGGCUGUGGGGGGGCUGCAGUGACAAUGUGGGCUUUGGGGAAGCCAUUUCCAAGCAGUUUGUGGAUGCCCUUGAGACAGGGCAGGAUGCCAGAGCAGCUAUGAACCUGCAUAACAAUGAGGCUGGCAGAAAGGCAGUGAAAGGGACCAUGAAGAGGACCUGCAAAUGCCAUGGGGUAUCUGGCAGCUGCACCACACAGACCUGCUGGCUGCAACUUCCUGAGUUUCGAGAAGUGGGAACAUACCUGAAGGAAAAGUAUCACAAAGCAUUGAAAGUUGACCUACUCCAAGGGGCAGGCAAUAGUGCUGCCAGCCGAGGGGCAAUUGCAGAGACCUUCAGUUCCAUCUCCAAGAAGGAGCUGGUCCACCUGGAAGACUCACCUGACUACUGCCUGGAGAACAAGACUUUGGGCCUACUAGGGACUGAAGGCAGAGAAUGCCUGAAGAGGGGCAAGGCCCUGAGCAAGUGGGAGAAGCGCAGCUGUCAGCGCUUGUGUGGGGACUGUGGACUGGCUGUGGAGGAACGGCGAGCUGAGAUGGUGUCCAGCUGCAACUGCAAGUUCCACUGGUGUUGUGCAGUUCGUUGUGAGCAAUGCCGCAAACGUGUCACUAAAUAUUACUGCGUCCACAAGGAGAAGCGGGAGCGCAAUGUGGGCAGUGUAGGUUCCCGCAAACUCAGGAGGAAGCAGCCCUGAUACCUUUAUAAUUAUCUAACAACUUUCUAUCCCAUAAUCACCUCCCACACUUCUCUUCUAUUUUCCACAUGUAUAGAUAGCUAUGAGGAUGGAAGGUUCUGUCUGUAUAGUAUUUAAGUUAGAACCACGCCCCCCAGUUUGAGAUGUCUGCAGGGGAAAAGCUCACUAAACUCUAACCAAGAUGGAGCUACCCCCAAGUCGAUAGACUGUUCUAGAGUGAGUUUGGUUUUAAGCCUGAGUCUCCCCGCACCCUGUAAAGUAAGGAAACACUAGUGUUUUAGAAACAACAAGCAUGGAAAUGCCAUCUUUAUCGGAAACUAUUAAAUAUUCAUCCAUUCAAGGAACCCUUACCAGCUCCAACUCCAGGGGUUUAGGGGUGGGAUACCCAAUGAGGGGAACCCAAGGUUCAGAAUUUUUAACUCCCUAUUCACAGGCAUUGUUUUCAUAGGCAGCGAAUCUCAAGUGUGCUUUAGCUAUGCCUAUUUGCUCCUUCAAGGGUAGCCUCUCUCAGUGUACUUGUCAUUACCUUUGAAUGCCAUAUACCACUACAUGCCUGGAGUCAGGGCCAGAUGUGAAAAGGACAGAUAUGACAAAAAUAUUAUUAUUACUAUCAAUACCAGGAGUCUUUUUCUUCCUCUGACUUCAGGAUAUGGCUUACCUUUGCUUGUGUAAGCAGAGCAGAGGCUGACGUGAAUUAAAGGGUUUUAUUUCAGGUACCCCAAUUGUGUUCAGAAGCUGUUGAGAGGGUGUUGAGAGAGCAUCCUUGAACUCUGAAACAGCCCUUGAAGGGUCAGGACAAACAGGAAAUAUGAUUAACAGCCCUGCAUACUAAACAGAGGAAGGGAAUCCACAAAUUUUUUGCAGCUGGAUCAGACACAGUUUUAAAGGGGAAAAUGGAGGAGUGGAAGGCAGCUAAAUCUGAGGGGUGGGGUGGGAAUCAUUAGAAAAUUUAAGAAUUUUUCUUUUGAGUACCCCCUAAUAGAAAUAUGCUUCCAUUACACACAUACAUUUGCUAUGUUUUUCUGGGGGGAAAUCAUUUUCUGGGCCCAUUUUUGUUUCCUAAAAUAAGCACACAAAGGCUGCAUUUGCACAUAACGUGGAACCGCCCCCUCGCCCACCACCGAGAGCUCGCCCUCUGCAGUCAGUAAGUGAGACUGCAUAGAGGAGGGGGAACUGGCUGUCUGGGCUUCCUUCUUGACUGAAGGACAGCCCUGACAGCCAAUAGCAGCUGGAGUGAGGGUGAGGCUUCACUCAACUCUGGAUGCGAAACAGCCAGACUGAGGUGUUGUGUUCGGACGAAACACUGGCUCUGCUAAACUGGAGUUCCAGGCAUUGAAACUCACUACAAACUGAAGGUACAAAUCGAAGUUGAAGACAUCUUCUCUCAGGAUAGCACUAGGGUGAAGAUGUCACAUUGCCUUGGCACUACUUGGCACAAUUCUUUUUCCACUUGGAAAAUACAGGGAAAUUGUUCUCCUGCUAGUGUUUUUCCACCUCUUGUGGGGGCUGUAUACCCCUUGCAUUGUUCCAGUGACAUCAUUAAUAGCAGGUGAAACAGAUACAGACAAAUGGCUCAUGUCAUUCUGUGAAUUUUUAUUUGUUAAAAUGUUUUAUAUUUCAUACAUAGUCUCAGAAUCCAUGCACCCCAUCCCCUCUUUAUACAACCACAGUGAUAAAGUUUUCAUUCAGUUCUAGUUUUUAAAAAAGAAAUACAUGGGGAGGCAUUCCAGCUUCAUCCUGCUCCUGGCAUUAAUUUCCUUACUGAAAACAAGCUGCGUAGCUGUACUCAUUACGCUCCUUAGACAAAAAGGCAUGGUUAUGCUUUCACACCAAAGUUUCCCCAUACCUAUUCAUUAUAAUAUUAGUGCUGGAUUUAGGACUAGGGGAAAUGUAGUUUUGAGUAAAAAAAUCUCUUUUGUUACAAUCUGGAAAAGCCCUCAGUUGACCAAAAGUGAAUGAGGAAGAUUAAUUCAAUUUAUUUGCACAAUGGAAAAUAUAACUGGGGUGUGUGUGAACACACAGAUUUGACUGAGCGGAAAAUUCUACAAAAAAUAUUGUAUUUCUGAAAGGUAUGAACUUGUGAGAAGAAAAGAUUUGUUCCAAAAACUUUAAUCAAAGAUUUGUUCCAAAAACUUUUAAAUCAAAUUUUAAAACAUAAUGUUGGUUCUUUGAAGCACGUGUCUUAUAUUUGGAGUGUAUUAGAAGAGCCUCAAGAAUUUUUAUUUAAGCGGUUCAUCUCUUCUUGGCUAGGAUAUGAAGGGUACCUUCUGUGCUAGUCUUUGAGUGGAAUCCUCUGCCUCUUUGAUCAUCUCUGCAGUUCUCAACAGUGCAAUGCAGUGUGAAUAAAGGUUUUAGAAGCUCUCCUUCAAAGAUUUCAGGGUGCCAUUUGACCUUCUUAAUCAGCUGCUGUCUCAAACAUGCUGAUUUAGGGAUCCCAUGACUCACUUUCUCAUGUUUCUUUGGUACAUCUGGAACAUCCAUUCCUGCUUUCAGUGGAGUGUAUUCUUUGCCCUCAUGGCCCUCACCAAUUUUACUCCCUUUUAUCUACAAGAAUUAUUCAAGGGAACAAGACUUCAGCUUCUUCCUAGGACCUGAUCACAAGAACAUUAUAAGAACAAACUGUGAUUGUGGUUGGGACUGUAACACACACAAAGGCUAUGGGUCUAAGAGCCAACUGGCAGAAGCGUCUGCAUGUGAUAUUUUCAAAUCAGGUUAAUGGUGAGCAGGUCUUCUGAGCAGUUUUGUCAUAGGCAGACUGCUAAGGUGGAUGCACAAUGGGAUGCAAAAUGACCAGAACCAUUCAGAUAUCUGCCUCACCAUGAGUACAUUUUGAGAUAGGAAGGAAGAGGUCUCCAAGUAGGCUUGUAAUUAGCACACGAACUGGCUGAGUGAGUCCCCAGCCUCAUAGCAAGCAUUGUGUGUGUGUGUGUGAGGGGGAUAGAAAUUGAUGGCCUCUGUCCUUUCCUGUCAUCCCAGUACCAGGACAGAAAUUACACUAUUUAAAAACCCUUUCUUGUUCUCCUUAAUGCUACUUACAAAACCCUUCCCCUUACAUGGCAUGGAUAACAUCAGUAAGGUAUUUAAUUAUGUUGUAAAUAGAAGAGUUAAGCACUUUGAAGUUUUAUUUAUUGCACAGUUAACUGUGAUAUAUACAUAACUCUUUGAGCAUCUAGAUUGUAUAUCUUUAUUAGUCUUAGUAAAAACUUAGUAACUGUGGAAGUCUCCACACACACACACUGUUUUGCUCCUUGCUGUGCAAUGGGAUAUACACAACACAACUUUUGUCAGGAAUUCCCCACGGGACAAGUCAUACUAAGUUAGAUAGCCCCCUCCUGGAAAUUAAUUAAUUUAUCUAUGUAAUUGCAGCUUUUGCUUUUAAUUUUCAACAUUAGAAUGAUUCACAUUAGAAUUGCUACAAAUUUUCAGUAUUAGAAUGUUUUCAACAUUAAAAUUAGAAUGGUUAGCAGACUAGCUAGUUAUUACUGCGCAGUAGGCCUCUACGUUUGUAAGCAUAUAUAAUAAAUUGAAAGUGUUAA
Messenger RNA from Hemicordylus capensis (graceful crag lizard), 4872 nucleotides. RefSeq names its product Wnt family member 8B (gene WNT8B). NCBI's taxonomy places the organism in Eukaryota, Metazoa, Chordata, Lepidosauria, Squamata, Cordylidae. Gene Ontology annotation, cellular component: extracellular region. Bases 212 to 1336 code for a protein of 374 amino acids. Gene Ontology annotation, molecular function: cytokine activity; frizzled binding. The transcript is spliced from 6 exons. Gene Ontology annotation, biological process: neuron differentiation; cell fate commitment; canonical Wnt signaling pathway. The record is from RefSeq and is a predicted model, not a curated record.